UCCUUCGGCUUUUUUUGUUAAACCUAUACUCGCUGCAGUGAUACUUUAGUUGAUACCUUUAGAACAUGAAUUCCGCUACAACAGACUUUCGUCGAUAUGUUUGCACCCAGAGCGUUUUUCCGCAACGGAGGCGACAACAAGUGAGUUAGCUAGCUGCUGUCGCCGCUAACGCCGCCGCCGCCGCUGCUGCUGCUCGGUGACAGAUAAACAUUAGACACCGUAGACCACUAAAGCAGAUAAAACACGCAACCGCACUACGGACAGCGAGUGGUGGAAAAAGACACCAGUCUCUGGUACAUAAGCUAAAAUAAGUGAGUUUUUUUUUUCUGUUACAAAGCUACGACCAUGGCCUGUAGUUUCUUCAACACGGAAGAGGCAUCCCCUGCGGCACUGACAGACCUAUGUCUGACCUAUGUGAGCCAAAACUUCGAGUGUUUCUGUGCCAAGCGCCCCGAUGGUUCUCUGUGCUUCAGAGAGGCUGUACACUUCCCACAAGAGCUAGCAGACCAGCUGCUGGCCAAGAUGGCGACUGAAGGUCUAUUGAAUGACAGCACCGUGGGUGUAUUUCGUAACUGUGAAUACCUGCGUCUGAGACGAGCCUGCAUCCGUACAGCACGUAUCUCUGCGGAGGCCUUCCAGAAAGCCAUCUGUCCUCACAGACUGUUGGAGCUGGAUGCUGCUAGAGUCAAUGCAGACCUCACUAUCCAUGAUAUUCUACAGGGACUGGCUACCAAUAAAUACUGCCAGGAGUCCCUUCAGCGUCUGAGCUUAACAGGUCUCACCAUGUUUUCUCUGGAAGAACCAAUCCGGUAUCGCUUCAGCUCCCUCCCGGGCCUCCGCUCACUCUCUCUAGCCAAUGUAGACUUCUAUGACUCUGGGUUAGUGGACGUGUGCUCCCUGCCCCGUCUGGAAAGUCUCGAUAUCUCCAACACCUCGAUCACCAACCUCACCCCUCUGCUGGGCCUGAAGGAGCGUCUGCGCUCACUAACACUACACCAGCUGAAGAGGCUGGAAAUGAGCACGGCUCAGCUGCUGGGAGUCAUACGCCAGUUGGAUGUACUGCAGCACCUGGACAUCAGUGAUGAUAAGCAGUUUACCUCGGAUGUGGCUCGUCAGCUGCUUGGUCAGCCAGGAAUCCUGCCCGCUCUUGUUUCUCUAGACGUGUCAGGGAGGAAACAUGUGACCGAUGCAGCUGUGAAAGCAUUUGUUGAGGAGAGACCAGGUAUGACCUUUAUGGGACUUCUGGCUACAGACGCUGGUUUUUCUGACUUUCUCUCUGGAGAAGGAAAUCUGAAGGUAACUGGUGAAGCCAACGAGACCCAGAUCUGUGAGGCUCUGCGACGCUACAGUGAGAGGGAGGGUUUUGUGAGAGAAGCUCUGUUUCAUCUAUUCAGCCUGACACAUGUCAUGGAGAAACCGCGCCCUGACAUUCUUAAGCUGGUUGUUUUGGGGAUGAAGAAUCAUCCUGCAACUCUGAAUGUCCAACUGGCAGCGAGUGCCUGUGUGUUCAACCUGACAAAACAGGACCUUGCAGCAGGAAUGCCAGUCCGACUCUUGAGUACCGUCACUCAGCUCUUACUGGAGGCCAUGAGGACAUUCCCGAACCACCAACAGCUGCAGAAGAACUGCCUGCUGUCCCUGUGCAGUGAUCGUAUUUUGCAGGAGGUUCCAUUUAACAGGUUUGAAGCUGCCAAACUAGUGAUGCAGUGGCUCUGCAACCAUGAAGACCAGAACAUGCAGAGGAUGGCUGUGGCCAUUAUUUCCAUACUUGCUGCUAAGUUGUCCACUGAACAAACAGCUCAACUGGGAGCAGAAUUGUUCAUCGUGAAGCAAUUGCUCCACAUAGUGCGUCAGAAGGCUACUCAGGGCGUGGUGGAUGCUACCCUCAAAUUUACACUGAGUGCGCUCUGGAACCUUACUGAUGAAUCACCGACCACCUGCCGCCAUUUUAUCGAGAACCAGGGCCUGGACUUGUUUAUUAAAGUUCUAGAGUCCUUCCCCAGUGAGUCUUCUAUCCAGCAGAAGGUUCUGGGCUUGUUGAACAACAUUGCAGAGGUCGGGGAGUUGCACGGGGAGCUGAUGGUGCAGGGGUUCCUGGACCACAUCAGAACUCUGCUGCACAGUCCAGAGGUGGAGGUCAGCUACUUUGCCGCAGGCAUCCUUGCACAUCUGACGUCACGAGGAGAGGAAGCCUGGACGUUGAGCCCUGAGCUACGAUCCUCACUGCUGGAGCAACUGCAUGCUGUCAUCAUGGACUGGCCUGCGCCAGACUGUGAAAUGGUUGCCUACAGGUCUUUUAACCCCUUCUUCCCUCUUCUGGAGUGUUUCCACACACCCGGUGUCCAGCUGUGGGCAGCAUGGGCCAUGCAGCAUGUCUGCAGCAAGAACGCCACUCGUUACUGCAGCAUGUUGUUGGAGGAAGGCGGCCUGCAGCAGCUGGAGCACGUUCACACACACCCACAGACCCACAAAGACGUCAAACUGCUGGCCGAGAACAUCCUGGAGAGCCUGCAGCGCCACAGAGCGCGCACUGGCCAGCCAGCAAACACACAACACACAAGUCGCCGCCCGCCGCCACAAUGACCUCGCCAGGAAAGUGAGUCUCCCUGACCAAGAGAAAGACUUAAGUGUGGACACGCCACUACUAAGGGGGAUUUUGUAUGUGUGCGUGCGUGUCUGUGGUAUGUGUAUCUAAUGCACAAACACACUUUAUCAAGAAUCCCGGACAGAAACGGAGCAAUUCUUUGCACACACACACACACACUAACCUUAUUUAUUUUUUUGUGUUCGUUUCAUAACGAAGAUAUUUCUCUUGUGCGCUCGUUAUCAUGAUGUUCGUACCAAAAACAUGUCAGUGCACACAUACAAAUCUCAGCCGGGGAUUGACAACCUCAGAGGUUCAUCCAAGUGUCAGCGCUCUGUGUUACGGAGGGCUUCGGCCAAUAAGCUCAUUUAAUAUACGCAUGACACUGCUGUGAACUGAAGCAUGCUGGAGUUUGUCUCAAUGCUUGUACUGUUCUUUUAUUCUUCUUUUUUUUUUAAACGCCUGCUUGUUUGUUUGUGCUAAAACCUGCGCCUUUGGGUCUGCAAUACUACAGUUACUAUCCUCUUCAUUUAGUCUGUCAUGAGCUAAGACCUUUGAGUUGAUGUGACAGGACACACUUGUUGAGGGUGUGUCCAAAUAUCCCAGACAGAUGAAAAAAAAAAAACUAAAUCACAGAGAAGUUUAAGAUGCUCUUUCUUUCUUUUUCGAAAACAUCUGUUGCAGUUGAAUCAGCAGCCAAGUCAACGGUGCCGUAACUCAAACAAGCCAAACUAGGAUCCAUGUGAUUAAUUGUAAUUUUAAAGAGCUACAUGUCAGUGAUUUCUGGUUUAAAUGCAAAUGUUCAUUCUGGACUAAAAUGGCAAUAACAGUGUGGUCAGUAAAGUCAUGAUGGAUGUAUAAGUGUGUGUAUAGUCAGUUAGAUGUACCGUUGUCUUUAAGACAGAGGCACUUUUCUGAGCAAGCGUGCGUGUGUGUGUAUGUGUACAGGUAUCAGGAGUGUAUGUAUUUGUACAUAUUAUUAAAAAAAAAUGAGACAGAAAUAGUCGUUGUGCAGGAGUGGAUGCAUGAAAGUUAUACUAUUGUAUGUUGCAUUAUUUGUCUUUUUCAGUUUAUCUGGGUGAAAUACUUAGAGCAAAGGAUGGGAGGAUGAAGAAAAGAUGCUUGUACCCAGGAGUGAGUCGGGGGUAUUAUAGGAAAAAUUAAAGAGUAUUACUCUUUUUAAUGUUUUAUCAGUAUCCUCCAGGAUGCCAUUUAACCUGGUGUAUUUCUGUUCUCCAGAGGAGCCACGAUGUGCCCACACUCAUUAAGGCUCCCGUUUCCAUUCUCUAUGCACACAAAUCUAAGCUAAGCUUUACAAACUGUCAUCAAUGGCACAAUAAAGCAACACUAUGCAACUUUGUUAUGCCUAAAAACAGCUUCAAAAUCAUAUUUAAUGGGUUGCUCAAUUGUAAUUGGGAGAAUUGUGUCCUUUUUAUUUUAGUUGAACCUCCAUGUUUGGACCUGGAAUUAACAUCCAGCCUAAGCUAUGAUUAAACUACAUCCUCACAUACACUCUGUGUACAUCUGACUCCGCCUCCAUGGGUGGCACUGUAUCUCUCUAUAGGCUAGUGUGUAUUGAGUCAGUUUCCUGUUGACCUUUAAAUCACAGAAAAACAAAUGGGUAACAGUAAUUUGGUGAUACAAAUUAGAUCGAGCACGGCUGUUGUUAUUGCUGUGUUGUCCAAAGAAAGACACCGUUGCAGUUUAUACGUCAUCAAUUUCUACAACCGGGGCAAAGACCAGGGAGGACAUUUUGCCAAGUCUGGCUCCAGUACCACUAACCAUGUACAUGCAGGAGUAAUCGGACUAUGAAUCGCAUUAUCUAGGUAUGUUAGUCCGACUAUGACCAGCUCGAUUUUAGUCGGACUAACGUGUUUAUGUGACCGUAAAGAAACCACACAAAUGUCUCAGUCUGGCUAAGCAUGCAUGUAAACGCAUUGAUUGUCAUAUCAUUUUUUUAUCUUUUUAACAAGUGACUAUACAGAUGUGUUCAUUCUCGAUGUGCCUGUCUGUGACAGCUAGAGAGAAGAGUAGCUGACUAAAGGGUGCGUACAAAGACCUGUACUUCACAUUGUUCACAUGUGAUGGGAUCCCUCAGGAGGGAUGUUAACACCAGACUUUGAUGGGGCCAAUGUAAGAUUGGUGAGCAGGUAGAACCAGUGUGUGUGACUUUAAAUGUUGGUGAUUUAAACUGCCAGAAUCAGGCACAGCACGUUAAAGAGUAAUGCUGAACUGAGGUCAGUUAAAAAGGCAUCAAACAUUUAAUAGUCACAACAUGUCCAGAAAAAGUUGCAUAGUGUUGCUUUAAAAAAAAAGAAAAUCAUAAUUUUGAGGGGGGAAAAGUGAAUUGUGGCUUCUGCAGUGACAGGAACCAAAACGUCUAUGAAAAAUGUUUGUGUCAAUGGAAAUAAACUAAAUAUAAUGGACUAAGUGUUAACUUGAAAAUAGCCAUUAGCUGAACACACAUCACCUCAUCUCCACAGUGAAUUAUUGCCUUGUUUUCUGUAAAUGAUUUGUUGUAUGAGCUUGCAAAAUAUUGUGCAGGUCCCAGGCUGCACUUUCAACAUAAACAAAGCAUUUAAAGCUUUAAAAGUUUUGCCGUUUCUUCUGAAAAUGUUGGAUUAUUUGUUGGCCAAGAAUUUCUCCCUUGGGUUUUUUUUUUUUUUUUUUUUCUUAAACACGGACACAAUUCGAGAUGAGAAAUGUAAAAAGGUAACAAUACUAUUUAUCUGCUAUGAUGGUGUCAUGUUGCUGCUGAGAGUCAUGUUUUCAAAAUUGGAAAAAUAAAGAAUGUACAUUCCCAUAAACUGGA
Messenger RNA from Solea solea (common sole), 5396 nucleotides. It is a transcript of the gene zyg11, whose product is annotated as zyg-11 family member, cell cycle regulator. The record is from RefSeq and is a predicted model, not a curated record. The transcript has 18 exons. The coding region runs from base 346 to 2583 and encodes 745 amino acids. Gene Ontology annotation, molecular function: protein binding. Gene Ontology annotation, cellular component: Cul2-RING ubiquitin ligase complex. Lineage: Eukaryota; Metazoa; Chordata; Actinopteri; Pleuronectiformes; Soleidae.